AUGUCGUCAAACUACGUCCCGCCCCCCAAGUCCCAGUACGAGAUCGAGCGCGACGAGCGCAUCGCGCGGAACGAGGCGUUCAUGCGGUCGCUCGGCCUCGGCGGCGGCCUCGGCGUCGUCGUGCCCCAACUCAGACGGCCGGCCGCGGCGCCGCGGCCCAAGCGCCCGCGCGACUGGGAGCCGCGCGAGGGCGAGCGCAAGUCGAGCCGCCUCGCCGGCGAGCCGGCCCCCGAUUUGUUCGACGUGCGGCGCGACGCGCUCGCCGAGGCCGACGCCGAGGCGCCCGCGCGGCGCUGCGCCCACUUCCGCGUGCCGCGCGGCUCGCGCCUCACCGCAGACGCGUCGACGUCCCUGGAUAAUGUCUGCGGCGAGACGGGGUCGUUGACCGAGGCUGAAAGGGAGGCGGCGCAGCAAGCGCGAAGCCGGUUAGAAGGAGAGUGGAACCGCGCGAGCGACUGUCGGAGGGUCAUGGCGGCCAUGCCUGGUCUGCGGCGGCCGCCCUGGCUCGCGUCGCUCGAGAGGUCGCCCGUGCUCGCCACGAAGAACGCGACGCACACCGACAAGGUCAUGGUCGUCUUGGAGCGGUGCGCGGCGGGUAUUGGGCUGACGCUGCCGCACUGGCCCGACCGCGCGCGGCUUUGUGAUCAUCAAAGUCCGUUGACGCUCGGGAGCGACACGGAGCUGCUCAAGUACUGCGGGAAAAGAUUAGAGGUCGUCCACGGCGAGGACACGUCGAACGGCUGGGCCUACACGCACGCGCUGGGCAAACUCAAGGCCUACCAGGCUUUAUUAGUGACCGAACAGGCCUUUUCGAACGUGCCGUUGGCGGACUUGGAACAAGGCGAGCUCGAGAAGCUCAUGCCGCCGCUGGCGUUGGACCGCGAGGCGACGACCGCGGAAUCCACGAAGGAAGCGACCGCGGAGGGUGCCAAGGUGACCACCGUCGCGACGGGCGAGCACGCGACGGCCGCGCCGCCGGCCGAGCCCUUCGGUGCCGGCGCCGGCGCCGCGGACGCGAUGGACGCGGAGCCGACGGCGCCGGCCGAGCCCGUGGCCGCCGAGCCGGCGCCCAUGGCCGUCGAGCCCGCGUCGCUGCUCGACGCCGAGCGCCGCGUCCUCGCGGAGCCCGAGGCCGCGGAGGCGCCGCCGGCGCCCGACGCGCCGGCGCCGGCGCCGGCGGCCGCGCGGCCGGCCCUCGCCGUGGAGACGGCGCCCGCGGCGCCGGCGGCCGCGGCGCCCGUCGUCACGCCGACCGACGCGCUCGCGCGCCUCGCCGAGAUGGAGGCCAAGGCCAAGGAGCGCUUCGCGGCGCUGGACGCCGAGGACGAGGCGCGGCGCCAGAAGAAGCGCGAGGAGCAGGACGCGAAGGCCGCAGCGAGGGCCGAGGCCGCGGCGGCGCGCAAGGCCGCGAAGGCGGACGCGUCCGAGGACGCGGAGUCUGAUGAGGACGAGGACGCGCCCGGCGACGCCUCGGACGAGGACUUCGAGGACGCGCCGCCGCCGAAGCCGAAGAAGACCAAGGCCGCCGCGCCCAAGGACGAGGAGGAGGAGCCCGUCGAGACGGAGGUCGUCAUGCGCAAGAUGAACCCCUUCAUCUACUUCUCGCAGCAGAAGCGCGCCGCCGUCAAGGCCGAGGUCGAGGCGUCGAUCGACGCCGAGGCCACGCCCCAGGAGCGGAACCGCGAGGUGCUGGCGCGCAUCGGCGCGCUCUGGAAGGCGCUCUCCGACGCCGACAAACAAAAGUGGAAGGACGAGGCGCCCGAGAAGGAGACCACGGUCAAGAAGAAGAAGAAAAAGAGUACGGGAGGCACGCCCAAGGGCGCUAAGAAGGAAGCGAAGGCCGCCGCGACGGCCGAGAAGAUGAAGAGCGAGGCGGAGCCGGCCGAGGACGACUGCGAGCCGAAGAUGAAGAAGCAGAGCGGCUACAUGUACCACAACGCCCAGAACCGGGAGGCGGCCAAGGCUGCUGUCGCGGCGGCGGAGCCGGACCUGCCGGCCAAGGAAGCGAACCAGGCCGUCAUGAAGAAGCUCGCCGAGAUGUGGGGUGCUUUGGAUGAUGCCGCGAAGCAGAAGUACAAGGACGACGCGCCCAUGGUCGAGGUCAAGGCGAAGAAGGCGCCCAAGGAGCCCAAGGAGCCCAAGGAGCCCAAGCCGCCGAAGGCGGCGAAGCACCUCUUCCAGAGCAAGCCCGACGGGAAGAAGCAGACGUCCAUGAUGAGCUUCUUCGCCAAAAAGGCCUAG
Messenger RNA from Pelagomonas calceolata, 2241 nucleotides. The record is from the annotation of a GenBank genome assembly. NCBI's taxonomy places the organism in Eukaryota, Pelagophyceae, Pelagomonadales, Pelagomonadaceae.